This is a messenger RNA of Tilletiaria anomala UBC 951, 2531 nucleotides long. Its product is annotated as glycosyltransferase family 8 protein. The coding region runs from base 356 to 2416 and encodes 686 amino acids. The transcript has 10 exons. Lineage: Eukaryota; Fungi; Basidiomycota; Exobasidiomycetes; Georgefischeriales; Tilletiariaceae. Gene Ontology annotation, molecular function: glycosyltransferase activity. The record is from RefSeq and is a predicted model, not a curated record.
UGCCACUCUGCCUUCGACACGUCAAUCGACGGAGCUGUUGGCCACCAGUGCACCGUGCCCUCGUUACUUGAUUCCGUCGUAUCUGGUGCUCGGUACUGAUGUUCGCCUGCACAUGUCAUUCUUCUUCUACCCGACAUUGCUGCGCACGAGAAGUUCCAUCGUCGAGAGAAAGAAGAGUCCUUGGCUCUGAUCGAUCGUCCUGCUGCUCAUCCCUGUAUUGCAGCAUCCCAAACCGCGCUCGAUCCCACCGCAGAGUAGAAUUGCACGAGACUUGUUCAAAUCGGUCAAGUCCGCCGCUCUGCCUGCUUCAUCCGUAAAUCAAUAGGAAGAAGACACAUGACCAGAACUAGCAACGAUGCCGAGCAUUCCUGUCGCUAAUCCAGGCACAACCAGCACAGAGUUUGUGCCAAGCGAGGCAAAACCAGCCAUCAAGUUCUUUGUGAAGCGAUGGACCCCCUCCACGAGCCCGCCAACCGCUGCUGUCCUCUUCAUUCAUGGAUUUUUGGAGAACAUUGAGCGAUACGACCAUGUGUUUCCCGUGUUCGCUUCCAAGGGCAUCGCAGUCACAGCCUUUGAUCAGCGAGGGUUUGGGAAAACAGCAAAGGAUGGCACAGACAGCUGGAAAAAGAACCAUGGCAACACGACGAGAUCCUUGCAGUAUCAGGAUAUUGCGCAGUUUCUCAAGGACGAAAGGAAGAGGCUCGACCAGGAGUAUGGUCCCAGGUCCGUCCCCCUCUUUCUCGUUGGCCACAGCAUGGGUGGAGGCCUCGCAUUGGCCACUUUCACCAGGCCCAAAUCAGAGGCCUUCUUCCCCAGCGCCGUCCUUCAAGAUGUAAAAGGAGUCGUUGCGCUCGCCCCAUGGCUCCUGCUCGUCGACAAUCCGCCAUCGAUUGUACCAACAGCAGCUGGCUACCUCAUCUCUAUCUACCCUGGCGCCAAAAAGCAAGCCCCUUUGAAUCCUGAAUAUGUGUCGAAAGACCCGGAAGUGGUCGCGGAAUACCGAAAGAACCCGUUCACGAACCCCAAUGUCUACCUCAAAGCCAUCCAUGGUCCGCUUGCUAGUGGUCUGAACAUCUUGAACAAGGAGUACGUCAAUUUUCCCAAUGACAAGCCGUUGCUCAUCGUGCACGGCACGGCGGACAAGGUGUGCGACAUCAAGGGUAGCAGAGACUUUAUUCAGAGGGUCCAGGCGGACGACAAACAGCUGAUCGAGAUGGAAGGAUUGUACCAUGAACUGCACAACGAGCAAGGUGACGAGAAGGUGAAAGCCAUCAACCAUGUCAUUGACUGGAUUCUUGCCCAUGCAAAGAGCCCCGGAGGCCCGGAGUCGUCGGCUUCGGCUCCGAGCGCCUCUGCGGCCCCUGUCACAGCUACCUCCGUGCCUACCAGCGCAGACACUUCGGCAAAGAAGGCCUGGGCGACGCUGCUGACUGGCGAAAAGUACCUGCCGGGCUUGUUCGUUUUCUCGCGCAGCCUGCUGCAUGGACGGAACGCAAGUAGAUACCCGCUUAUCGUAAUGGUGACCGACGAUGUCUCGGCGGAGGCACAGCAAGUCAUCAAGGAGAUGGGCUGCAUUGUACGGAGAGUUGAUGCGCUCAUGCCGACGCAAAAAUCUGAGAUGCUUGCAGAGGAACGGUUCUCGCUCGUCUGGACAAAGCUUCGUGCCUUUGAGUUGGAAGAGUAUGAGCGCGUGAUCUUGAUCGACUCGGACAUGUUGGUCAGGAGGAAUAUGGAUGAGCUCAUGACUUGCAAGCUCGAUAGCGACAGCGGCAUCGCUGCGAGUUUCGCUUGCACGUGCAACCCUCGCAAGGUCGCGUCAUACCCCGCAUCCUGGAUAUCCGCGAACUGUGCUUUCACACCACAGUCGCACCCCGACGCCCUAACUCAUCCCACAACCGUGACACCAGAAUCACGCGACAACUAUCAUUUGUUGAACAGCGGCCUCGUCGUGCUUACCCCGUCCAAGGCGGUGAUGGAGGAUAUGAGCAGGCAAAUCGCUACAGAUCCAGAGAUCCCGGCCUUCCGCUUCCCAGAUCAGGACUUCCUCGCCAAAUAUUACAAAGGACGCUUCACUCCACUCCCUUGGGUCUACAAUGCGCUGAAGCCGUUGCGUAAGUGCCACACCAACAUUUGGCGCGACGAGGAGGUCCGCAACGUGCACUACAUUCUUGACAAACCAUGGGCCGUGGGCUACCCUGGCAACGAGGAAGAUGACCCAGAUGCGGUGACGCACAGCUGGUGGUGGAAAGCAUACGAGGAUGCCAAGGCGCAUCGUGAAGGUUUGCUGGCCGAAAGCGACCAAUGGGAAGAGUACAUUGGGCGCUUCGUGCGCGAGGAGCCAAGGGAUGUCGUGAAUGCGGCCCAACCACAGCCGGCGCUUGGGACACCUGCACAGGCAAUCGAGGCCCAUCUGUGACAGGAUGACACCCAAGGCAUCUUGCAUGUUAUCGAACUGGCUUUUUGUACUAAAGGAACGUAUGCAGGCCUCUUCAGCGUAAAGUGUACGAAGGCGUGCAUCUGGGAAUCACAAA